Molecule: messenger RNA, 1038 nt
Organism: Lineus longissimus
Lineage: Eukaryota; Metazoa; Nemertea; Pilidiophora; Heteronemertea; Lineidae
Product: putative nuclease HARBI1
Exons: 2
Coding region: 1-1038 (345 amino acids)
Source: RefSeq, a predicted model, not a curated record
AUGGCCCUCACAGUGGAAAUACAAGUGCUCCUUGCCUUGCGUUUUUUUGCUUCGGGGGCAUUUUUGGAGGCAAUAGGAGACACCCUUGGUGUAGACAAGGGAUCAGUAUCAAGAGCUGUGCGUGAUGUAAGUGCUGCGUUACGACGCCGGAGGGAUGAAUUUAUAAAAUGGCCAAUCCAAGUCGAAGAGCGGCGGAAAGUACAGAUGGGUUUCUACAACAUCUCGGGCUACCCAAGAGUACUCGGCUGCAUAGACGGCACCCAUGUGAGGAUUAUAUGCCCAAAUGCGCCACUCUUGCCAGUAGAAGCACCACCACCUCCACCACCACCACCAGCAGAUGAUGAAGAGCAGCUACCACAGCAGGCACAGCCAAUGCCAAAUGCAGCACGGCCAGAGGAAGAUCCACAUGAUGAUGAUCCACACCAGCCUCAGCAGCAGGGAAGGGUCCCAAACUAUGAAGCGUCAUUCGUUAAUCGCAAGGGCUACCACAGCCUAAACAUCCAGGCAGUCUGUGACCACACUGGAAAGUUCACAAACAUAGUGGCAAAGUGGCCUGGAGCAACCCAUGACAGCUACAUUUUCCAUAACUCAGCCCUCUCCGUCCACAUGGAAGCGAAUAACCCAAGAGGAGACGACGGGAUGAUGUUAGGAGAUAGUGGCUAUCCUUGCAGGCCAUUCCUCAUCACCCCCUACCCCAACCCUACAACACCUCGUGAGCAGCACUUUAACAAGUCCCUCUGUGGCACAAGUGUUCGCAUUGAACAUGCCUUUGGUGUCCUCAAACGGCGAUUCCAUGUGUUGCAUGGCGAAGUUCGCAUGCAACCUGAACGUGUGGUAAAGAUUGUGUCGGCGUGCACAGUGUUGCACAAUAUUGCAGUCAUGAGGGGAGAACGGGAGCCCCCAGAGGACGAGAGUGACAACAGUGAUCUUGAGAAUAACGACAUUGAUAGCGACAGUGAUAGUGAUGGUGGAGACGAUUAUGAUGGGCCAGAAAAUGGACGACUUUACAGGGAUUACCUGGCAACCAAAUACUUCUAA